AUGACUUUCUCUAUUGCUAAGGGCUGGAGCGAAGGGGAAAUGAAGAUGCAAAAGCUCCUCCACGUCCCUGACUUAGACAACCCAACCUCAUCUACGCUUACCCCUCAAGCGUUAUCUACACUUCAACGCGCGCCCCUUCUUGCGAUCGGAAUGCUGGACGACCAAAACCGACCUUGGACUGCGCUUUGGGGUGGAGCCCCCGGGUUUUCAGAGCACAUUGGAGGCGACUUUCUCGGAAUAAGAACAUUUGUUGAUGGCAUGUAUGAUCCUGUUGUGCAGUCAAUCAUCACUGAUCCUCUGAGUAAGACAGUGGAACUCGAGGAUCAGAGGAAGAUGUUCUCUGCUUUGGCAAUCAACCUGAUCGCGCGGAAGAGAGUCAAACUUGGAGGAAAAUUAGUACAUGCGACGGUGAGGGAGAUCGAAACAAGGGGAGAUGUUGAGAAACCGCCUGUUUAUGCGCCAAAGACACAACAACUCAUAAAUCUGGUCACGAAGAUUGAAGAGAGCCUAGGAAACUGUCCAAAGUACCUCAAUCAGUACGACCUCCGACCUGCGAUGACAACACCAAGUCUCAAAUCCCAAGGACCCAACCUCACCACCGAGGGCAGAAACCUUAUUGAGAAAGCUGACAUGUUCUUUCUCUCAACUGCCACCAACAUUGACAUGGAUACAAACCACCGUGGUGGACCACCAGGCUUUGUCCGCAUUAUUUCGCCUACGACCAUUGUGUUUCCAGAAUACUCUGGCAACCGAUACUACCAGUCUCUGGGAAAUGCGUACACUAAUCCACUCAUCGGCGUCACAUUCCCUCAAUAUGAGACAGGUGAUGUCCUGUACAUGACUGGGACUGUUGAGAUACUUGUUGGCGCAGACGCAGCACAUGUUGUACCUGGCACCAACCUCGCUGUCAAAAUCGAAUUGACCGACACGUUUUUUGUAGCUCAAGGUCUCUCGUUCAGAGGAAACAAGAGGCCUGACGGAGAAAGUCCUUAUAACCCACUUCUGCGCACUCUUGCGGUUGAAGGCAAUAUCAGGUCUACUUUUCCCUCGGCUACGUCACCCCAGACCGCAAAGCUCGUCAAGAAAACCAUCCUCACCCCCACAAUCGCGCGUCUCACAUUCAGCGUCACUGACGGUCUCUCUUACAAACCGGGUCAAUGGAUUGCCUUAUCCUUAUACGAGCAGCUGAAUACCGGGUACCGACACAUGAAUAACUCUGACCCACAAAGUCUCAACGACGACUUUGUCCGUACCUUCACCAUCUCCUCUACUCCAUCUUCCGUCUCUACCACGGAAGACAGCGAGAGAAGAUUGGACAAAGAAUUCGAAAUUACAAUUCGCUCUCUUGGCACUGCGACAGCAUUUCUUUACCAGCAAAAUCCAGGAACAGGGCUGACACUGCCGAUCCUUGGCGUCGGAGGCGAUUUCACUAUCGAUCAAGGCGGCGGCGAUAUCAAGAGCGAGAGUGACAACAGCAUUGAAGUAGUCCCCUUCAUAGCAGCAGGUAUUGGUAUAACGCCGGUCCUGGGCCAGACCCCGCAUCUUGAUCUCCAACCCGAUAAGUUCAAACUCCUCUGGACUAUCCGAGUUGCAGAUAUCAACUUGGUAGUUGAUACGUUAAGACACUAUGACGGGUUAGCGGCUGUAACAACCGUUUUUCUUACUGGGAGUCUUGAAGGAGAGGUGCAGGAUGUAAUCGAUGGAAUUGCGCAGCUUGGAGCUAGUGUCAAGACCAGGAGAUUAGAACAGUCCGACACAGAGACAGUAGGAGCAAAGAAAUGGUAUCUUUGUGCAGGCAAAGACCUACAGCAACAGAUAGAGGGCUGGUUAACUGGUAAAGUUAUAGUAACAGAGGAUUUUACGUUCUAG
This is a messenger RNA of Boeremia exigua, 1869 nucleotides long. Its product is annotated as oxidoreductase-like protein. The record is from RefSeq and is a predicted model, not a curated record. Gene Ontology annotation, molecular function: oxidoreductase activity. The coding region runs from base 1 to 1869 and encodes 622 amino acids. The transcript has a single exon. NCBI's taxonomy places the organism in Eukaryota, Fungi, Ascomycota, Dothideomycetes, Pleosporales, Didymellaceae.